Messenger RNA from Lodderomyces elongisporus, 396 nucleotides. RefSeq lists its product as uncharacterized. The record is from RefSeq and is a predicted model, not a curated record. Bases 1 to 396 code for a protein of 131 amino acids. The transcript has a single exon. Lineage: Eukaryota; Fungi; Ascomycota; Pichiomycetes; Serinales; Debaryomycetaceae.
AUGCGGUUAAAGACGAAAACCAAAUACUUCGUUGUAACACGCAAUCUCGACUAUAGGACAGAGUUUUUAUUGGAAUACAAGUUUUCCCGGAAUGGCAAGGAAUCUGCUAUAUCACGUCGCCGCCCCAACAAUUUCAGGCUCACAGAAACUCGGAAGUUCCCAGAAAAUGAGGCUUGGGAUUGGUGGGAUAAUUACCGCUUUUUAGAAGAAGUAUUUUUUCUAGCUGCCAAAGAAAGAUACGGCUGCAAGUUUUUAAUAUGUGCUGCAUAUGCAGAUGAUGGGGACCAUGGAGUUUGGUAUUAUAUUGAUGAUUGGUUUAAGGACAGUCCAAGCGGGGUCUCUCGAUUAUGUCAGAGUAGGCGCAAAUUGUCUGAGAAGUAUGCUCUUUGGAUUUAA